ACUAAAGUAGAGAACAAAUCAGAGAACAGUUAUAUUAGGCAUUAUCUGGCGCAGCAGCUAUCUUCUGAUACAGACAAGGCACGGUGACAAGUCGCAACGCAGAGAGGACAACUGCAACUUUUUGCGUUUUACACAGAAGUGUGGAAGUUUGAAUACUAGCAGAUUGAGUUCGUUGGGAUAAAAUCAGGAAGAAAGAAGAGAGGGACCAUCAGCAGCGAUAUUCAAACAGCUCGCUUGGAAAAGAGGGUUCCAGACUUUAUCGCUUACCGUCCUUAUCUGGAGUGCGUUACCUUUUUUUGCGGCCGCUGCUCAAGAAUACUUUGGAUUGGAAAUUUUGGACGUUAUCGAGACUUUUGCUCCAAGCAGCUCAAACACUGGGUUUUUUGUUAUUAGGUUAUUUUUUUAUUUUUUUUAGAUCUAAGAGGAAAGCGUAGUCGUUGGAUACAGCAUGUAUUCGAGUCUGGCUUUAUCUUCCAACCCGUCCCCCUACGCACACGACUCCGGGAACUACAUCCAUCCGUCCGCCAGCUCACCUGUUUAUGUGCCCACCACCCGCGUACCUGGCAUGCUGCAGACCUUGCCCUACCUACAGACGUGUGAGUCCACCCAUCAAUCCCACGGGCUUGCCAAUCACCAUGCCUGGCCACAGACUGGCACGGAAAACGGCACUUUUAACCCCGGUAGCCCUCACCCUCCUCCCGGUUUCUCCUAUUCGCACAGCCCGCCGGUGAGCAGCAGCACGGGUAGAGAUGCAUCGUACCAGAAUCCGUUAGUACUGAGUAAUGGUGGUCGGGUAGAUCAGUAUGGAAGUGCCCUGGUGCGUUCUGUGGGUGGCUCCUACUCCAGCCCGUACGCGGCCUACAUGAGCCCAGAGAUGGCAUCCUCAUGGACGCCAGGGCCAUUCGAUGGCGGCAUGAUCGGUCUUCAGGGACGGCAUGGAACUCUAACUGGAAGGAGGUCUAGUUUAGACAUGCUGGAGGAUCUGCCGUGUGAAGGGCGGGAGUGUGUUAACUGCGGCUCUAUCUCAACCCCGCUGUGGAGGAGAGACGGUACGGGCCAUUACCUGUGCAAUGCGUGCGGCCUAUAUCACAAGAUUAACGGGAUCAAUCGACCUCUCAUCAAACCCCAGAAACGUCUGCAGAGCACGUCUCGGCGAGCAGGUCUGUGUUGCACCAACUGUCAUACCAGUACCACCACGUUGUGGAGGAGAAACGCAGAGGGCGAGCCUGUCUGCAAUGCCUGCGGCCUGUACAUGAAACUGCACGGGGUAGCAAGGCCAUUAGCAAUGAAGAAAGAAAGCAUUCAAACAAGGAAACGCAAACCAAAGAUGCCCAAGACAAAGGCAUCCUCAGGGUCGAUAGUGUCUGGUGCUAGAUCUCCCCCUUCCUUGCCUGUGUCAGAGAACGCCUCUACAAUAAAAAGUGAACCCAACAUCGCAGCUUCUCCAUAUGCUGGUCAAACAGUUGUCUCAAUCACACAGGCAUCAACACAGCUAGACAGCGCCAGCGCAGGGCACGUGGACAUCAAAUACGAGGACUACACGUACACACCUACAUCAAUCACCCCACAGAACUCCUGGUGCACUCUGUCUCAAGCAUGAUGUGAUCUGAGACAUGAGACCUCCACUGUGCGUGGGAGAAAAGACUUUUAACAAGAUCUACCUAAUUGAACUCAACUCUACAUAUAGACGGACAGAGCUUAGGAAUGCAAGAGAUCGACUGUAUUUGUGCUACUUCGCCCCGUUCUUUUAUCAAGGCAUAUGUGACAUCACGGCCAGUUCAUGUUGUUUCGCCGAAACACGGUGGCCGAGAAGCAAAGACCCAGCAAGCAGAUUUCAAGUUCUAUAAGCGCCGUUUGGAAGGACAAAAAAACAUGUUUUUAUGGCUUUUGAACAUGUUUCAUGGCUUAGAUGUUAAUGAUUCACUUUUAAGAUACAUUAUUUAUGCUAAGAUAAGAAUGGUUGAGGCACAAGUGUCUCCCAUAAUCUUCCUUAUCCUUCAGGGAAUUUUUGUCUUUAUGGUCAUUAUGACUUUGGAUCACAUACUUUCCCUGGAUGAGGUUUUAAAAGUUUCCUUGUUGUCUUUGCUGAUUCCAGACAAUGUUAAUGCUGUUUUCUAUUCAUGCAAUGAUCUGAAGUGCAAUGACCCCUCACUUUUCAGCAAUUUUUGAAAAGGGAUACGUUUAUUUUAAUUGUUGAAAAUUUUGUGUUUUGUUUUGUCAGAAUAUGUUAACCUAAAUUUAUUUGCUGUAUUUUGUUGAUAUAUAUUGGAAUUAUAUCUUUGUUUUAUUGCAUAUAAAAUUGCCUAAAAAUUG
Molecule: messenger RNA, 2313 nt
Organism: Triplophysa dalaica
Lineage: Eukaryota; Metazoa; Chordata; Actinopteri; Cypriniformes; Nemacheilidae
Gene: gata5
Product: GATA binding protein 5
Exons: 7
Coding region: 449-1600 (383 amino acids)
Biological process (GO): negative regulation of transcription by RNA polymerase II; cardiac muscle tissue development; positive regulation of transcription by RNA polymerase II
Cellular component (GO): nucleus
Molecular function (GO): RNA polymerase II cis-regulatory region sequence-specific DNA binding; zinc ion binding; DNA-binding transcription factor activity, RNA polymerase II-specific
Source: RefSeq, a predicted model, not a curated record